GUCCUUUGGCACGAAUUUUCUGAAAACCGACACACUGUUCACUUUACUAAAGAUAUAACUAAGUUAAUCCAUGGCAUACCCACAACAUAGCAGAGAAUGGAGGAGCAACAGCUGAAACACUUUCCAGGGUUUCGUUUCCACCCCACUGAGGAGGAAUUGGUGGGCUUCUAUCUUCGACGCAAAGCGGAGAAGAAGCCAUUCAAAGUCAGUGUCAUCCAAGAGCUUGAUCUCUAUGCUUUUGAACCUUGGGAACUUCCUGGGUUAUGUCUGAUUGAAGGAGAAAGGCAGUGGUUUUUCUUUGUUAAACCUCGUGGGCACAACGAUGGACGACCCAACAGAAUCACUACUGCAGGCUUCUGGAAGGCCACCGGAUCAGAUAGACCUAUUUAUAAUCGGUCUACUUCGACACUAAUUGGGUUGAAAAAGACUCUGGUUUUCUACGAAGGAAGGGCUCUGAAAGGCCACAAGACUGACUGGAUAAUGAAUGAAUACAGACUUCAUCCUAGUGUGAGUGAGAAUGGAGGAAGUGUUCGACUGUGUAGGGUGUACAGAAAGGCAACCUCUAUGAAGUCUCUUGACAGUCAAGCCACAAGCCAAGUUGAGAAAAGAGUUAACAAUUGUGAAAAUACAGCUUUGAGCUCUUCUGUGAUGGCUAAUGAGCAGUUGCAGGAGAAUUCAGCACAUUCAUUUGCAUAUUGUAAGGAAAACAUAUCGACCACCAAAGUGGAAAUGGAAGUGACGGAGGAGGAUUUAAAGUGGUUGUGUUGGGAUGGAAGGUCGUCUAUAUUCUUCAGAAUAGAGGACAUGGAUUCAACAUGCGAGCAAGAAGAUCAUCAGCUGAAAAACUUGCCUGGGUUUCGCUUCCACCCCACAGAGGAAGAAUUGGUGGGUUUUUAUCUUCGGCGCAAAGUGGACAAGAAGCUACUCAAAUUCAGUCCAAUUCAAGAGCUUGAUCUCUAUGCUUACGAACCUUGGGACCUUCCUGGCUUGGAUCUUAAUGGAGCAGACAGAGAAUGGUUCUUCUUUGUUAAGCCUCGUGGGCACAAUGAUGGAAGACCCAACAGAAUUACUAAAGAAGGAUUCUGGAAAGCCACUGGAACAGAUAGGCCGGUUUAUGUUCAUUCUACUUCAACAGCCAUUGGGCUUAGGAAAACUCUGGUUUUUUACAGAGGGAGGGCUCUCAAAGGCCAUAAGACUGAUUGGAUAAUGAAUGAAUAUAGACUUCUUCAAGAUGAUAGUGAGAAAGGAGGUAUAAGAUUAUGUCGAGUCUACAAAAAGGCGAAUUCUCUGAAGUCAUUCGACCGUCGUCCAUUAGUCCAACAUUCUGAUAAGAAAGAUGAGAGUAAUAUUAGUAAUUUGGAUGUUGAUGCUCAGAGAUCAGGCUUAUCUGUGUCAAGCAAAGCUCCUGCAAAGGAGGAGGUGCAGGCUACAUUAGAGCAUUCAUUUGGAGAGUAUGAGUAUGGUGAAGAUGGGAAGAGCAUGGUAAAAGGUGCAUGCAAACCAAAAUUAGAAUAUGAAGUUUAUAAGACUGAAAUUGAGGAUUUUACCCAUCUGAACUCCCUUGAAGCAUGGUGGUGUUUGGAUGCUGGAAAGUCAAGUUCUUUGGAUGCCAUUUGUACAAAUGCAGUGGCAGCUAACUAUAUAAACAUGUAAAUGUUUCCCACGCUCAGUCCCUCUGCUUAGGAGAUUAGAUUCUGUGAUUUGAACUAUAUACCUACAACUUGUAAACUGCAGUUUUUAUUAUUUUGAUGUGGGCAUCAAUAUUUUUGACUGCUUAUCAUUUUGUUUUCACAAAAAUCGAAAUCACUAUUCAUCUUAAACUCUUUCCUUGCUAUCACUCUAGAAGACUAGUGUUUUGAGGUUUUAAUACCCUCUGGAUGUAUAAUCUAUUCCAGAAAAAGUUAUGAAAUGUAAAGAUAAGGACUGUCAACAAUGUUUUAAGAAGCUUUUCUUUAAAUGAAAUU
This is a messenger RNA of Cryptomeria japonica (Japanese cedar), 1964 nucleotides long. RefSeq lists its product as uncharacterized. The transcript has 6 exons. The coding region runs from base 97 to 1653 and encodes 518 amino acids. The record is from RefSeq and is a predicted model, not a curated record. Gene Ontology annotation, biological process: regulation of DNA-templated transcription. Gene Ontology annotation, molecular function: DNA binding. NCBI's taxonomy places the organism in Eukaryota, Viridiplantae, Streptophyta, Pinopsida, Cupressales, Cupressaceae.